GAGCGCCUUCUGUAAGGGGUUACACAAUACGCCCGUGACAAAAAUAAAUGUCAUCGCACCCUAACAACCCCUCAAUUUUGUCGCUGUGGCAGCUUCGACAGAGCGGCCAUUGUACGGCAAGAGCAUUUUCAAAUGAAAUCAUUCGGAAGCGUUCUAUGAAGGCGCUGAUUUCAACACCCAGUAUACGGGCCCCUGAUAAAUGCGUCACCUCGUUAGAUGUGCACAAAUUAGACUGUCGCUAUUUGCUAUCAGGAAGUAUGGAGGGGAUCGUGUCGGUAUAUGACUUGUCGCGGUGGGGAGCAUCGCCUCUGGGGAAGACUGGUUCUGAACAACAAGAGCUUGUGCAUCAGCCAAUCGCGCGCUCGUUCAUCGCAACUGCAACCGGUCAACAAAGUUGUGAAGUACCUAGGGGUCACUCCCUUGCUAUUCUUAGUGCGCUCUGGUAUCCGUUAGACAGUGGAAUGUUUCUCUCGGCCUCUACCGACGGCCACGUUUUGCUGUGGGACACCAACGAAAUGACUCCAGUCACAAGACUUGCCCCUUUUGAAUUCGAAAACACUUCAAUGGGAGAAGAAGUCUUCGCUCGGCCAAGCUGUAUGGAGAUAUCUUUGUGGUCAGGUAAUUUGGCGGCUUUAGGUUCGCGGCGGGUCAAUGCCGUCAAACUCGUGGACAUUCGGACUGGUACGUCAUCACAUUCCUUGACGGGACAUCGAGCAGGGAUAUCUACCGUCCAAUGGUGUCCAACGGCCGAGCACGUUUUAGCCAGUGGGGGUCAAGACGGAUGUAUACGCAUAUGGGAUAUUCGUAAAGCAGGAAGUACCGGGUGUCUUACUACUCUAGACCGGGACGCAUGCCAAGAGCCUUCUGUUUCGAAUCGCUUUAAGGCUGACUACUCUCAUUUAAAAAUCACAAAACAAAAAUUGGCUCCAAAUGAUUACCAUCUCGCGGAGAGCAAGUCUAUAUGGUCGGUCGAAGGAUCAGUAACAGGGCUAGCUUUCACGCCGGAUGGUCAUUCCAUCGUUAGCACCAGUUCUGAUGGACAGAUGCAACUUUGGGAUUUGCGAGGACCCGCCUCCAUGGCGCCCCAACGUUUCACAAAUUCUGUUGGAGGACGACCCCUUGCCAAGUCGAAAUCGACGACUCACCGAAGACCAUUGUUAAUCACAAAGAACGGAAACUCAUCAACAGUAUGGGUUCCGAAUGGCAGGGUUCUACUUGGAUUUUCGCUGGAAGACGAUGGAUCCCCUACUCAGAUUCUCAGCGGUCACCUACAGGGAAUUCAAGCAAUCGCCGAGGUUCCGGAUACAGGCGAAAUAAUCACUUCCUCUACGGAUCGCUUGAUUUUGACUUGGGGCUAUCCACAACCACUGCAUACAUUUGCAAGCAGCAGGAAACGCCGACUCGAAGAUGAUAGAGACUCGUGGUAAACAUAAAUACAAUGAGGUUACUUGU
Phaeodactylum tricornutum CCAP 1055/1 is the source of this 1452-nucleotide messenger RNA. Its product is annotated as nucleotide-binding protein. The coding region runs from base 48 to 1427 and encodes 459 amino acids. Gene Ontology annotation, cellular component: nucleotide-excision repair complex; Cul4A-RING E3 ubiquitin ligase complex. Lineage: Eukaryota; Bacillariophyta; Bacillariophyceae; Surirellales; Neidiaceae. Gene Ontology annotation, molecular function: protein binding. The record is from RefSeq and is a predicted model, not a curated record. Gene Ontology annotation, biological process: proteasome-mediated ubiquitin-dependent protein catabolic process; transcription-coupled nucleotide-excision repair; protein polyubiquitination. The transcript has a single exon.